AUGGCCGACUCCGGCUCCGGCUCCGGCUCCGGCACUUCCGCAUCCGCCUCGGACGUCAUCACCUACAUCGGCGUUCCUCUCGCCGUCCUCGGCGUCCUCCCCAUCCUCUACAACACCGUCGUCACCCUCGCCGCCCGCUCCCGCAUCCGCCGCAUGCUCCGCCAUGCCCGCCUGACCGCCCUGACCCGCUCCGACAUCGUCAACCGCGUCAUCGAGGUCGACCUGCCGCGCUACGCCAUCACCCCCUGGGACCGCUUCGACCACCGCGAACAGUACUGGUCCCUCUCCCGCCACCCCUCCUCCAUCCCCGGCGGGUCGUGGACCGUCUUCAACUGGCGGACCAACACCAUCGGCCUCAAGACUCAGAGGGUCGAGUACGCCGACCAGCUGUGCCUGCCCCAGGCCGAUAUCAACUUCGAGGACCUGGUCUCGUACCUUCUGGACCUCGGUGCCGUCCCCGAUGCUCACGGGUGGAGAUUGCUCAGAACCACCGGGUUAUGGACCCCCGUCGGCUGCACUCUGAUGCACAGCCCGGACGGCCAGCACAAGGCCCUUGCCAUUGCGCCUCUGAACGACUCCGACGGCCACCUCUCGUUAUCUGUAACCUGGUCCUCCCACUGGACCACGAGAAGCCAUCGGUCUCUACCGCCUUAUUGGCUCCGCCUUCCUCCGCCUCCCGAGGUCCCUCCGACCAAUCCCGAACCCGAACCGGCCGGGGACGCCAAAGAGCCAUCCUCCCGGGCAUCCUCUCUCUCCAGCAUAUCCCGCGCCGUCGACGCCGUCGCCAAAUCCCCAAUCGCCUGCAAGCUCUCCUCCCACGGCCUCAUCGCCGCCCACUCCGAGGUCGAGGGCCGCCCCGCCACGCCCCUGCACAUCGACCACGUCCGCGUCCGGCCGGGCCUGUCCGCCGGCGUGUGGUUCGCGAGCGCCGCCACGGCCUACGGCACCUCGAGCACCACCGUCCUCUGGAGCUACACCAUUCCCGACGACGUCCUGCGCUUCGCCCGGGCUUCCUCCGUGCCCUGCGGCGUGCUCGAGCUCCUGGGUCUCGUUGACGCCUCCCAGACCCCUGAGUGGGCGAGCUCGCACGACGACAUGCGGGACAACCUCGACCUCGUGAGCCGGCGCAUGCGCGAGCAGCGCAACGCCAUGGCCGCCGAGUCGAGGAUGAGCCCCAAGGACAAGGAGCAGGCCGUCCGUGACCGCAUGCGGAAGGAGGCAGAGCAACGCCUAGAUGACCUCAAGGACAAGAUGCGCCUCGACGUCCAGCGCCGCGACCUCCGCACCCACGAGGCCAUCCAGUCGCCCAAAUGGGACGCCGCCCUCGUGGCCUCCCACGCCCUCCCCUGGCUCCGGCAGGGCGGCCACCUCGCCCCCGAGACCGCCGCCGACCCCCGCGCCGCUGCCGCCGCCCUGCUGCACCGCAUGCUCCGCGACGGCGCCUUCGCCGCCCAGACCCGCCGCCGUGCUCGACGCCUGGAAGGCCUGGGCCGACAACGGCGGGAUGCGCAAGGCCGACCUCGACGCGCUCCGCGAGGCGCCCGCGCCCUUUGCGCUCGCGAGCCUGCUCGUCGCCGUCAUUCGGGAUGCGGGCACCGCGGCCGAGGGCGGGCCGAGCGUGGAUUUGCAGGAGUGCCUGGGCAUGUGGCGACAGGUGAGGUUAGGUUAGUAGGGGGGUUGUAUGUGUAUUAG
This is a messenger RNA of Colletotrichum graminicola M1.001, 1692 nucleotides long. RefSeq lists its product as uncharacterized. Lineage: Eukaryota; Fungi; Ascomycota; Sordariomycetes; Glomerellales; Glomerellaceae. The transcript has 2 exons. The record is from RefSeq and is a predicted model, not a curated record. Bases 1 to 1692 code for a protein of 563 amino acids.